This is a messenger RNA of Macroventuria anomochaeta, 693 nucleotides long. RefSeq lists its product as uncharacterized. The record is from RefSeq and is a predicted model, not a curated record. NCBI's taxonomy places the organism in Eukaryota, Fungi, Ascomycota, Dothideomycetes, Pleosporales, Didymellaceae. The coding region runs from base 1 to 693 and encodes 230 amino acids. The transcript has a single exon.
AUGCUGAUAGUGCCCUACGCCCACCACGCAGACUCAUUGCCAGACCCUAAGUUCAAGGUGUACAAUCUCAAUCCAGCGCUUCUGACUGCACCCUACUUUCUGUGGCAAUGCCACGAGCUCGCAUACGACAGCAACCAGAUUAUCGGUGUGCAGGAGACAAUUGUUGAGCAUUUCGACGUGUACGAGCACUGGCUUUUGACGGGUGAGCUCCUACUCACCGGCGAAGUAGGCGAAGCCAAGAUGGUCGUUCCUACCCAAGGUAAAAUGAGUGCAGGCUAUGACAAACUACUCUCAUGUUGCAGCCUCGCUAGUGUCCUCGGCGAUGACAUCUUCCUUGACGCCCUCGUUACCCAUCUCAUCCACUUGCUCCGUCAAGCCAAGGGCCUCCAGUCUCAAUUUAUCCGUCUUCUCACGCACGGUCGUAUUGAACAGAUCAUCGCGGAGGCUGGCGUGGGUUCAGGUUUCUUCAAGUUGGUUGCACAUGCUUACGCACGCUUUGCUACUGUCGACGAGAUACGAGUGCUUGCAUUCUCGAACUACAACAUGUACUUCAAGAGCCAGGUCAUGCAGAGCAUGGCUGGCAUGCGGACCCAUCAGCACAUGGAUGGGAACGAGGCGAAUAACUUCGUGGUCGGAACUUGUCAUUACCACACUCACGGCUUCUACGAAGCUUGCACUCAGCCCAAGAAGUGA